This is a messenger RNA of Mycosarcoma maydis (corn smut), 2025 nucleotides long. RefSeq lists its product as uncharacterized. Gene Ontology annotation, biological process: copper ion import; intracellular iron ion homeostasis; iron ion transport. The transcript has a single exon. The coding region runs from base 1 to 2025 and encodes 674 amino acids. The record is from RefSeq and is a predicted model, not a curated record. Lineage: Eukaryota; Fungi; Basidiomycota; Ustilaginomycetes; Ustilaginales. Gene Ontology annotation, cellular component: plasma membrane. Gene Ontology annotation, molecular function: ferric-chelate reductase activity.
AUGUCACCCGAGACAGGCUGGUCAAGCGUAUCGACAUUUGUUGCGCGUCACACUCAGAACUUUUCGGCAGCAGAUGUAUUGGAACCGCAUUGGGGUUAUGCCGACCGAGCUCUUCCGUGUACGAGUGGUGCUGCCACUUGCGCCUACCUCGAUAUCGUCUACUCGGCACAUGAUCGAGGCAUGACAUACGCCGCUGUCUUUUGGCUCCUCAUCUUUGCGUUGCUCUUUGUAUGCGCCGUUGUCACCUGGUCCCGCCGCUCCCAGAACCCCAUCGUCCAACCUCGAAAGGCGUGCGUGGUCAAGAACAAGGAGUCUUGGGUAGUUUCCAGUACCAGGCCGAUGUCGACUCUGGAAAGAUGGUCAAAGGCAGCCACGGCCACUCGCAGAUCAUACUUGCUUCCGAAUUGCAGAGGGACCUACUUCUUCAACCGCGUCACUCGAGCCCAGGUGGUCGUUCUCGCCAUCAUCACCAUCUACAUGAUCAUCUUUUCCUUCGUUGGCAUGGCUUACCGCUCUUGGUCUGUUCCCACCAAGAACAGCCAAAAGAGUACUAUUCGUUCCUCGUUGGGUCCUUUCUCUGACCGCGUCGGAGUACUGGCAUUCGCCCUAACCCCCUUGUCUAUCCUCCUCGCUAGUCGUGAAUCACUCCUUUCGGUCCUCACCGGCUUGCCAUAUCAUCACUUUAAUUUUCUUCAUCGAUGGGUCGGGCACAUUAUCUUUGCUCAAUCGGCUAUCCACACCAUCGGGUGGUGUAUCAUCGAGAUUCGUCUUUACCAGCCACAGCCCGCCAAAGCACUCCAACUCAUUCAGGAGACUUACCUAAUUUGGGGCAUCGUAGCCAUGACGGCUCUCCUUGCUCUUUGGAUCCUUUCCACACCAUGGUGCCGCCGAAUCUUUGGUUACGAGUUCUUCCGCAAGGCUCACUACGUCCUCGCCAUGGUCUUCAUCGGAGCUUGCUGGGGACACUGGGAACAACUCAAGGUUUUCCUUCUGCCCUCUCUGCUCCUUUGGGGAGCCGAUCGUGCGCUUCGUCUGCUCAGGACCGCUUGCAUUCACUACGGCGUACUUUCAGAUGGCUCAGUCGGAUUCAGAAUCAUCCACAGCACUUUCCAAGUCUUCUCUGACACUGAGCAUGGCCAUGUGGUUAGGCUUGACUUUGAGCACCCCCACUCUGGUCGUCCUUGGAAAGUGGGUCAACACUUCUUCCUCACCUUCACUGACACAAGCAUCUGGCAGUCGCAUCCUUUCACUCCCCUCAGCUUUCCGGUCGCCGAUGGUGGAAGUGUGAGGCAUUCGUACCUGAUCCGAGCAAAGAGCGGCGACACAAAGAAGCUUGCUCGUACGCUCCUUUCCAAGGAUCCAAAGGUAAAAUCGACAGGUGUCAUUCUUACUGGUCCCUACGGAAUCGACAUCAUGUCCACGAGACAGACUAGUCCAACAAAUGUGCUCUGCAUCUCGGGUGGCACUGGCAUCACGUUUACGCUCCCUGUCCUUACGGCGCUUUCUCAAAACGUAUGCAACACUGACGAUCAAGUUCAGCUCAUCUGGGCCGUUAAACGCACCCGGGACAUCUUGUGGGUUCAGGACGAGCUCUUGGCCAUGAUCAAGCUCGCACCUAGGCUUUCGAUCCGCAUCUUCAUCACUGGGUCUAGAGAUCCUGCUUCAAAUUCUCCGAGCCUAGAAUCGGGGCACGAGGGCAAACGGGACUCAACUUCGUCUGUAGCAGAGCCCAGCUCGUCUUUAUCUCACAAGGAAACUGACGACGUUGCGGAUGCGGAUGCGGUGCAGGUACACCCCUCCCUUGCCAAACUCAUCUCGGGCUACACUCGACCCAACCUUCAGACAGCUUUUUCGGACUUCUCGCAAGCAGUGAGCUUCGGUUCGAUCAAGGUAUAUGUUAGCGGUCCCGAUUCCAUGACAAGUCAGGCAAGGUCUUUCGUUGCAUCAUCCAACAAGCCGUUAGAGAUACUCAAGGGGAAUCCGGCGUACGAUGUCGAGCUGAUUACCGACGAGCGCUUCGAUUGA